This is a messenger RNA of Plasmodium gallinaceum, 618 nucleotides long. Its product is annotated as cop-coated vesicle membrane protein p24 precursor, putative. Lineage: Eukaryota; Apicomplexa; Aconoidasida; Haemosporida; Plasmodiidae. The record is from RefSeq and is a predicted model, not a curated record. Bases 1 to 618 code for a protein of 205 amino acids. The transcript is spliced from 4 exons. Gene Ontology annotation, biological process: Golgi organization; endoplasmic reticulum to Golgi vesicle-mediated transport; intracellular protein transport. Gene Ontology annotation, cellular component: endoplasmic reticulum; endoplasmic reticulum-Golgi intermediate compartment; Golgi apparatus.
AUGAACUUUUUUAAACAUAAAAUUUUCAUAUUCUUUUUUUUGGUAUUACAACUUCAAAAAAUAUACUGUACCCAUUUUACUAUAACAGCACAUGAAAAAGAUUGUUUUCAUUUUAAGGCUGAAACAAAUAACUUUAUUGUUGGAUCUUAUGAAAUAAUUGAUACAAACUCAUCUUGUAUAAUAACUAUUUUGAAUAGACAAGAUAAAAAUAAUGAUUACCUAUUUAAAUCAAGAAACAGUCAAGAUAAAUUUGAGAUUCAGGCUAAAACAACUGGGAUGCAUUCUUUUUGUUAUGAAAAUAAAGGAAAUUCUGACAUAACAAUUAUGUUUACUCUAAGAGUAAAAGAAGUUCAUGGUACAAAUGAAUCUGAUUUAAGCACAGUUGAUGACGUGCAAAAAAUAAACGAUGAAGCAUAUGAAUUAUAUGAACAAUUUUUAGAAGUUUAUGACGAACAAGAAAGAAUGAUGGAAAAAGCUGAUUUAUAUAAACAAUUUAACGAAAAAAUUAAUUCAAAAUUAAUUCUAUGGUCAGAAAUACAAAUAAUUUUACUAAUUAUACUAACAUUAAUUCAUAUAUAUUAUAUAAAAUCCUUUUUUGAAAUAAAAACAAUCGUUUGA